This is a messenger RNA of Fragaria vesca subsp. vesca, 309 nucleotides long. RefSeq lists its product as uncharacterized. The coding region runs from base 1 to 309 and encodes 102 amino acids. The record is from RefSeq and is a predicted model, not a curated record. The transcript is spliced from 2 exons. NCBI's taxonomy places the organism in Eukaryota, Viridiplantae, Streptophyta, Magnoliopsida, Rosales, Rosaceae.
AUGGGAUGGCAAGGCAGCUUUAGCGGUAAAUCAGAAAAACCAAGAAUUGUUCUUGAGGCUGUGGCAGGUCAGACACCACAACUUAACUAUCAUGUUAACAGAACUCUUUACGAGUUUGAGUACUACCUUGCUGAUGGCAUCUACCCAAAGUGGGCGACACUUGUGCAAUCAAUCAAACAUCCUGAGAAUGAAGCAGAAGAGUACUUUUCCACUAAGCAGGAGGCGUACAGGAAGGAUGUUGAAAAGGCAUUUGGGAUUCUACAAGCACGAUUUGCAAUUAUUAGGCAACCUACAAGAGGUUGGGACUGA